Messenger RNA from Cuculus canorus (common cuckoo), 2924 nucleotides. It is a transcript of the gene FBXW8, whose product is annotated as F-box and WD repeat domain containing 8. The record is from RefSeq and is a predicted model, not a curated record. The transcript is spliced from 11 exons. Gene Ontology annotation, biological process: cilium assembly; protein ubiquitination. Gene Ontology annotation, molecular function: protein binding. Gene Ontology annotation, cellular component: centriole; Cul7-RING ubiquitin ligase complex; ciliary basal body. Bases 465 to 2123 code for a protein of 552 amino acids. NCBI's taxonomy places the organism in Eukaryota, Metazoa, Chordata, Aves, Cuculiformes, Cuculidae.
GGGGGGGAACUGAGGGCCCCCAAGCCCUGGGGUGGGAUGCAGCCCUCACCCUGCCAUCCUUUCCCCGCGGGGCCAAGGGCGCCCUGCAGAGAGGCAGCUGAGGGCUGUGCAGCAGAGCUCACGGUGGGAUUCUCUCUGCCCUGGAGCGAGGGAGCAGGGAGUCCCCAGGUGGGACCCCUUUCCCCUCUGGGUCCAUGGGUGGCCCUGGAGGGGAGGCGCUGGAGAGGCUCAGGGUUGGACCUCCAGGCCCGGAUUGGACUCUGCCCUCGCUCCAGGACCCCUGUCGGCUUCCCCCGGCCUCCCCGCCGAGGGAACCUUUGGCCGCGGAACCUUUUUUCUAAGGAACCUUUUGGCCGAGCAUCCUUUUCUCCACGAACUCUUUUCUCGGCGGACCCUUUCGUCGGCGGACCCUUUUCUGGGCGGACCGCCGUGGCGGCGGAAGGCGCGGUUUCCGGGGCGCCGCCAUGGCCGAGGGCUCGGCCGCUCCGCAGCAGUGGUGGCGGCGCCGCCGGCGGGAGGAGGCGGCGGGAGGAGCGAAGCGGCGGCGCGGAGAGGCGAUGGGCGGGCACGGCACCCCCGGCCCGGCCCCGGGGGACGGCGGCGACGAUCUGCUGGGGCUGCUCAUCCGAGACCUGAAUGAAAUAAAUGAGGUUCCUUUCUUUGAUGUCCAGCUGCCUUAUGAGCUGGCACUGAAGAUAUUUCAGUACCUGGGCAAGACUGAACUCGGCAGGUGUGCUCAGGUGAGCAGGACAUGGAAAGUACUUGCAGAAGAUGAAGUGUUGUGGUACCGGUUGUGCCAACGGGAAGGAUAUCUCUUAGAUACAAGCAUCUCUGAUCAUUCCUGCUGGAAGCUCGCCCUCAAGAACUGCCGUGCCAGAGAGCGCACUCUGAAAACCAACUGGAAGAACCGCAUCGGUGCCGUGAGCCAGCUGGGGUACGAGCUGGGAAAAAUUCUGUGUGAUGUACAUUCUUGCGAUGGAGUUGUUAUUGCUGGAUACACAUCAGGAGAAGUGAGGUUGUGGGAUGCUCGCACCUGGGAUUACACAGCCCCCAUCCUGGAAGCAGCACAUGGUCCUGGUGAUGCUGGACCUCAGCCACAUGUCUCCUUUGUGAGGAUAAACAGCUCUCUGGCUGUAGCAGCUUACGAGGACGGGACCAUUAGCGUUUGGAACCUGAUGUUUGGGCGGGAGCCAAUCCAUCAUUACCAGCACAAUCAGAGGAUACAGGCUUUAGCUCUUGGUUCAGAGGGUGCAACGGUAGCAACGGCAUCUGGCUUCGAGGUCAAAGUGGAAAGCCCCGAUGACAGAGGAGUCUGGCAAACGACAGGAACGUUUGAAAUCCAGAAAUUGGUCAACUUCCUUCACCUGGUUCCAGGUGUACUGGGGAGCCCAGUGGCAGUAGCAGCUGCAGAAGACAUUGUUUAUCUCCUGAAAGGAGAAGAUCCUGGGAAGAUUCUCCACUCUGUCUACGGCCAGCCUGUCACGUGUCUGGAUGUGUCUGCUCGUGAGGCAGCCUUUGGAGUCAAAACCCUUGGCUGGGUAUUGAAUGAGCCCAACCAGAUUCUUCUUUACAAUCUGGAAACGAGUCAGUGUCUGAAGAAGAUGGGCAACUCAAUAGGUGACUUUACGUGUGUCAACCUCCAGAACAGUCCUCCAAACAUGCUUGUUGCAGGCAAUAAAGACAGAAGGGUCAGGGUAUUCGAUCUCCGCAAAAGCGAAUCCUUGUGCUCCCUCUAUGCCCACCAGUUAGGAGUGUCUGCGGUCCAGAUGGAUGACUGGAAGAUCGUCAGUGGAGGAGAAGAGGGCUUGGUCUGUGUGUGGGACCAACGGAUGGGCACCAAACUCUGGGAGAUGCACGCCAGACAUCCAGUCCGCCACAUAUGGUUUAAUUCUCACAGCCUCAUCACUGCAAACAUCCCCGAUGAGAAAACUCCCCGAGGGACCAGCAGCAUGGAUGAUGAACUUACCACGCACCGCAAGCAUCGAGGAAUCAUUUAUGCCUAUGAGUUCUCAGUGGACCAGUUGGCUGUGGAAAGCGUCCUUCCGAUUUGCCGCUCUUCCUACGAUGAAGUGACUGGUUACAACUACAACCUUGGCCUCGCAGUUCCCUAUGAUAACAUUUAGGUAACUCGCUUUACUUGGCUCGUGAAAGCAUCCUUCGUAUUUGCUGCUCCUCCUACGGCGAAGUGACGGGUUAUAACAACAACCUCAGCCUCGUGGUUCCCUACGGUAACAUUUAGGUAACUCGUUUUACUUGGCUUUUGUGGCCCAGCCCUCUGCCAAGUACGUGGCCAAAGGAGAUCCACACAGGACCAGCGCCAAAAAGCUGGCGUUGGCUGCAGGCUCAUCAAACAGGCGGAGCGUUGGGGAUGCGAACCAGAACGGAGUAUGGCUGCCCGCGAACAUAACAAUGGAAUAUGUUCAGAGUUCCGCUGUGGUGGAACCGAGAGACUGAAGGGAAACAGAAUAUUUCAAUGUAAACAAAACUAUUGCUUCCUGCUGCUUGUGGGAAAAAUGCUGUCGAUCCCAUCUUGGCAAAGGAUGUGGUCAGGAAGUGAGAGCCCCGGGUGGCAAACUGCUGGAGCGGUGGGAGGCUGGGAGCAUGUUCAGGAGUUCAUGCCUAUCCUGAGAGGGAAAGGAAAACACCAAGGACUUGGAAAAAAACCAUCUGUCUGAGCCACAUGUUUGAAAUGUCUUUCCUUGUAAUGAGCUGCUAAUUCUUCUUUUCCUUAGAGUGCAUCGGAAUGUGUCUAGGAGCAGGACCAUGCACAAAAGGUUGUGGUGAUUGGGAGAGGGCGGAAUGGUGGAGAGAGGGAAGGGAAGGCUGCCCUUGGCCAGGCUGGGUGCUUGGAAACUCAGCAGGCCACACACAUCAGAAUUAUUUUAAAAUAAAUUAUUUUUAUAAGUCUCUAAAAUUCUGGAUUA